CACGUUUCUGCUUCCUGCAUCCCAGUCGUCAUCCUGCAGCACUUCCAAGAUCGGCAUCGCGUACGAGACUGCUGCCUCCCAUCCUCUGGCCGUUCCAGAAGAACAGGGCAAUCAUCCUUGGACCUUCCAAAUUUCCGUCGUCCUGCGGCCGCCAGCUAUUUCCCGGACGCGUCACUACCCAGUCGACGACGAUGUUACGACAGAGACCAUAGCCAUUCCGCCCGCGGCUGACGGUGCAUACCCUUCCUUCCCUACUCAUCCGUCGCCAUGAGCUCCCUUCUCCAUCCUUUCCACAGCGCGAGCCAGAAGUGCCGCCCAAAGCAUCAAGUGCUUGUCCUCAAAUGUUACCCUCAAUACCAAAAGACUGUGCAAGAAGUCAAGCCCAACUCUUCUGAAUUGAGCUACCUUCUCUACUAUGCAAGCACACGGCGAAGUAAGCUCCAGAAAGUUGGCGCGUUCCUCGAGAAGAAGAAUGCGCAUGAUGUUUGGAAAGGAAGACUCGGCAAUGUCCAAGUCACUCUACAAAUUCUCGCUGCGAUCAUCGAGAAAGCUCCUCGCGACCUAUCCCUCUAUUCGCGAUCCGUCCUGACCAUCCUCGGGACUGUACUGCGAUCCAAAGACAUCAACAUGGUAGAAGAGACGGUGCCAACAUUCGAAGCAUACUGUAAGCAUGUGGAUGCCGCAUCUAUGACUGCCGAUCAACAACGUGCCCAACAAUACUUAUCCAUUGUGCAACUGUACGCCGGGUAUGCGGAAAAGCAAAAUCAGACCCAUCGAAGGAAUGGCGACCCCAUACCGCUGUCGCUACGAUGGCGGACGCUUGGUUUACGAGCUAUCCGGGCUGUGGUGGCUUCGGAAGCUCUAGCCACGGACUCCAGCCAACAGUUGAACCUGGUUAUGCCUGUAAUACUGGAGAACAUGUCGCUCGAGGACGAAGACAUAUUAUCUCACCUGCAAGAGCGAGCUAAAUCAAGUGAGAGGUUUGAGGACGAAAUUGCAAAGAGGAGGAGAUUCAGCUUAUCGACCGUUACUACCGUGGACACAACUGAUGGCGAUCCGGCCACAGCUGUUGAAACGACCGCAGGAGCAGACAGAGUCGCUGAAGAGGAGGUCAGAGCAUUGGCGUUACGAUGCCUGAAGCAGAUCUUUUCCGUCGGCAUCGGCAGUAGUAGAGGACAAACCAGAUUGGCAACAGCGCUAACACUGAAAUUCAUUGCAUCCAAGAACCCCCCGCGAACGACAGAGACUGCGCGCCAAGGCACCUGGGCUACGUCCCUCUUCGAAGCUAUUGCCCGCUGGACACCAGUGCAAGAUCGAUUCAUCAUUCUGGUAACGGCCAUGGAAACACUGGUUCGAACGCCUAUUGUGGAAGGCGUGCUCGAGAAGCAAUUGGUUCUCGCCACUAUGAUUGACUGGCUGCUCAGCUCAUCAGUGAAUCUCAUCGGACUAAGCGUCAUGGAUAUACUACUUGGUUUUAUUCAGCACAUGUUACUUCUACUGCAGCUCGGUGGACCAAAUCCGCGCAUCAUAGCCCCUCAGCAGAACGAUACGCUUGGGAUAUUCCGAGAAGCGAAAGAGGCCUUCGACCCGGGCACCGUUCUAGCGGGCUCCGAGCUUGAUCGGACACCCUCCAAGAUUUCGCUGGCGGCAUCCCCUACGCGAAAGGAGCUAUUGACGAGACUACAGAAUUGCAUCGCCUCUCUAUCCAAUCACAUUUAUUACACCGAUCAGAUCAGUGACAUGAUAACAGCAAUUCUGGCGCGGUUGAAACCAUCUCCACAAUCAGAUGUUCCGACGGCUGCGGCUGCAAUUGAUGAUCCGGUAGCCGCAACAAGAGCCAUUGCGGAGUCUGCGAGCAUUCAAGAAGACCCUAACACGUCGCCGUUCUUUUCCUUCGCCACAGCGAGAGUAACAGCUGCCCAGGUCAUCAAAGACAUUCUGGUCCGGGCCAACAGCAAAAGAAGCGCCAUGGGGGGUCCGAUAGAAGCACGCGCCCGCGUUGGCGUCCAGGUCUGGGAAGGCACGCAAUGGCUUCUCAAAGAUGAAGAGCGAGAAGUGCGCUUUGCCUACGUCGAUGCUUUACUGACUUGGUUGAAGCUGGAAACCAACAAAUCCGACACACUUCUGCCCAAACAUGGUCCACGAAAGCAACCCUCGAACAAGAAGCAGGGCACAGGCGAAACCAAUCUCGCGAAGCGAGCUGUUUCUGGUGCUUCGCGAAAAGAACCAAAGUCGACGCGAUCGAGCUUCCUGUCAUUACUGCACCUGGCAAUAUAUGACAGCAUCCUCGAUGAUGCGGAGAAUGAACCGAAUGUUCUUUUGCUCCACCUUCUAUUAACAAAGCUCGUUGACCGCUUGGGGGUGAAUGCUGUUCGAAGUGGAUUGCCCAUGGUGCUGCGACUCCAAGAAACCGCUCUCAAUGGCGAGAUUGUUUCUACUCUCGGAAGAGUCAAUGUUGCCAGUGUUGUUCAGGGCUAUCUAUGGGCGAUUGCUCAGAAGUUCGAUUUUGAGACAAGCACCGUUGGCCACGAGAUCAAUGCUGAGAUUUCUCGGAGAAAACGAUUUGGCAUCUGGUGUGACAGAGUCAAGAUCCCUACGCUCGAUAUUGACGAUAUACGAAGAAUACUCACUGUGAGCGAGAAACAGCCUCAGUACCCUGACGAAGCCGUGGACACGCUGAGGCCAUUCUUGUCUGUGUCGGACUUGGUGAAUGAGAUCGCAAAGUCGUAUGACAGUUCACUGCUCACUCCUCCAAGCUCUGCACCUUCAUCGCCAGGCCGAGUCUUUUCUGUGCCUACACUUGGCUUCGGCUAUGGGUAUGGAGCUGCUCCUGUCCCGAAACCAUCUCGGGAAGAUCAGUUUCCUGAGAAGGUCAAGGAAGAAAUGACUGCUGGUUGGAGUAGGGAGGCAUGUAUUGCAGCUGUAGAAAAGGAAAGCGCCGCUUCAAUGACCGGAUCGCGAACGGGUGCCUCUUCUGUCCCCAAGAAUCACCUCAACAUCAAUGGAGUACGCAAUCACGGCUCUACAAGUGGUCAAGAAUCGCCAAUCAAUGUUAACGGCAGUACAACUCCCACAUACGGUCUGACGAGCGGUCUGGGAAGCUUGACUCAAGCGAGAAGACCGAGCGUCAAUGGUUCACCUGCACGAAUUCCUACCACAUCCAGCAGAGACUCGACCAUGAGAGUGACUGAUUUGAAAAGAGCCCUUUCUGGAUAUGCUGCCGGAGGAAGGCGACAGAGCCCGUUGAGAAAACCAAUAGCUAUGUCCAGGAGAAGUACGCGCAGUAGCCUGACCAGCAGCAUGGUCAGCUGGGAUGAGGCUGACGACCGAAAUCCUUCCUUUCUUGAUGUAAGAGCAUCUGGCGCUCCGGGUGGCUCGGUUAGCCAUGUCGAUGACGGUUUCCGACCUCCGACUUCUUCGUCCAACAAGCCUGCUCGAGAUGUCAGUGGGACUAUCCACGACGAAGUUACAGUUCCUCCAAUCACCGCCAAUCCUCAGAACGACACAGAUAUUCCCCCUGUGCCGAAGAUACCCUCGACGCUUAAUCUUCCUGGGACCUGGCCACGGGACAUAUCUCCUGCUCGAACCGAAGAGCCCGCACUAGAGCAGACGUCGUCAUUGUCUCAGGGACCUGGGAAUAGUCCUCAGUCCAAGCGCGUCACCAGUGGUACAUACUCGAUAGCGUCUGCGACAGGAAAGCAGAGCGCCCGAAAGAGCUCGCGGCCAACAAGUCGAAGAGGAGCCAGCCCCAUCAUGGGCUCUACCAAUGGCAAAUUCGACUUGAACUCGUUGUUGGCCGAGAUCCCAUCUGCCAAUGAAGACGUCAAACAGGAGAAAGAGAUCCGAACCAGUCGCCAGAUUAGACCUCCUUACUAAUUGCUUGGUCAAGCGCGGAAACAUUGGGGGUCGGCGUAAAUUCUUCGUAUUGAAUGAUGAUUGUAAAUUAUGGGACAGAGAGUCAAGCGUAAGAAAACAUGGCUUUCUGCUGUUGAUAUUGUAUUAUUUUUGAGCGACGUAGCGCCUCAAUGAGCGGUUUGAUUUUCAACCCUACGCUUGAGAAUUUUGACUGGACUGUGAGAUAGAGCACGGAGACAGUUGUAGAUAAAAGCAACGACUAUAUCCCUGUGCAAGAUGGACUUGAUAGUGAUGAUGACAUGGACCCUGAU
Exophiala xenobiotica is the source of this 4166-nucleotide messenger RNA. RefSeq lists its product as uncharacterized. Bases 268 to 3876 code for a protein of 1202 amino acids. The transcript is spliced from 2 exons. Gene Ontology annotation, cellular component: plasma membrane. The record is from RefSeq and is a predicted model, not a curated record. Lineage: Eukaryota; Fungi; Ascomycota; Eurotiomycetes; Chaetothyriales; Herpotrichiellaceae. Gene Ontology annotation, biological process: protein localization to plasma membrane.